Messenger RNA from Rodentolepis nana, 630 nucleotides. Lineage: Eukaryota; Metazoa; Platyhelminthes; Cestoda; Cyclophyllidea; Hymenolepididae. The record is from the annotation of a GenBank genome assembly.
AUGUCAUCGUCGAAAAAUCAUCAUCUGACUUUGCGAUCAUCUUAUCCACCCAACGAAAAUAGUCUUUCACACAAUCUAUCAAAUCUUCCCUCCUCACAAUUAUUCCCUUCUUACAGUCCUGUUUUAAACCUCCCCCUUGCUACUCCAGAAGAUUCCGACAUCGAUACUGGAUCUAUCGCUUCUACUAGAGAUAACACUUCUUCUAAUUUCUCAACUAACACAGUCCUCCACAUAACUCCGCCCUAUUCCAAUCGUAGUGCCACUCUUCCCCCAUCCACCAGCACCCAACGGCAGCAUCAGGGAGGUCUUAAUGGUCACAACGGUAUUGGCUUCAACCAAACCGACAGUACAAUUACCCUCAAUGCGGGUACUUCUCUCUCUUUCACCGCUGCCUCCUCCUCCACAGCAUUUGUGUCAACGGCAACUACUGGACAGUUGCGAUCGAAGGGCUCCAGUUUGAAACGAAGGAGCACUUUGCCUAGACCUCUAGGGGGUCUCGUUGGGAACCCCAGUGCGUCACGGAUUCAUCGGAUCACUUUGCUCGAUGGAGAAGCUUUGGAAAUACCUUUGGAGGUUAGUUUUGUUUGGCACAUCCUAGUACUUGAAAAACUUGGCCUAUCGAUGCUAUAG